Molecule: messenger RNA, 511 nt
Organism: Prosopis cineraria
Lineage: Eukaryota; Viridiplantae; Streptophyta; Magnoliopsida; Fabales; Fabaceae
Product: CASP-like protein 2A2
Source: RefSeq, a predicted model, not a curated record
UUUAUCUCUUCUUCUUCUCGUGAGACCUCAGCCAUGGAGAAAAGUAGCGUCGUUGCAGCAGCAAGGCCUGUGAGGGCUGACGACGAAGAUGAAAACUCCUCUGCCCUUCGUACUUCUGAGACCUUCCUUCGUCUCCUUCUCGGCCUCUCCGUUGCAGCCCUUGUCCUCAUGCUCAACGACUCCCAAGCCAACGACUAUGGCUCUCUGGAUUACACUGACCUUGGCGCCUUCAGGUAUCUGGUGCAUGCCAAUGGUAUCUGUGCAGGUUACUCACUCAUUUCAGCAGCCAUUGUUGCUAUGCCUCGCCCUUCCACCAUGUCUCGAGCUUGGACUUUCUUUUUGCUUGACCAGUUGCUAACUUACAUAAUUCGUGCUGGCUCGGUGUCAACGGAAGCUCUGUACCUGGCGGAGAAGGGGAACGACUCCACACUCUGGAGCUCAGCUUGUGGGUAUUUUGGCAGGUUUUGUCACAAGGCCACGGCAUCGGUCGCCAUCACCUUCCUAGGCUGUG